Messenger RNA from Lodderomyces elongisporus, 963 nucleotides. RefSeq lists its product as uncharacterized. The record is from RefSeq and is a predicted model, not a curated record. Gene Ontology annotation, molecular function: palmitoyl hydrolase activity; thiolester hydrolase activity. The transcript has 3 exons. The coding region runs from base 1 to 963 and encodes 320 amino acids. Gene Ontology annotation, cellular component: lysosome. NCBI's taxonomy places the organism in Eukaryota, Fungi, Ascomycota, Pichiomycetes, Serinales, Debaryomycetaceae.
AUGUUGUUAUCCCAACUAAUACCAAGUAAUGUGGUAGAAAGUCCCUUGGCACCAAUAAAUAACUACAAGUCCAUUGAUACAACGUUUUCAGCGGUGAUAUCAGAUGUGGAAUCUACAACGACAACCGUAUACAGACCUAUAAUACUAUGGCAUGGUUUGGGUGACAACUACAAUAGCACAGGGAUUCACAACGUUUACGAUAUAGUUGAUCGUUUAUAUCCCGGGAUCUUUUUACAUUCAAUCUACAUUAACGAAGACCCUAAUAAAGAUGAACAAAAUUCAUUUUUCGGAGAUGCAAACAAUCAAGUUGAUCAAGUGUGCCGCCAACUUCUGGGAAUUCCGCAACUUUCUCAAGCAGACUCGGUUGAUGCUAUUGGGUUUUCUCAGGGCGGGGUCUUGCUACGAGGCUUGGUUGAAAGGUGCCCACAAAUCAAGAUCCACAAUUUGGUCACUUUUGGAAGCCCUCAUAUGGGUGUAAUGGAAAUGCCCUUGUGCAAAAAUGAUAGAGAUUGGUUAUGCAAAAGACGCAAUGAAUUAUUAAAGAGACAGGUUUGGUAUGAAAAUGUACAAAAGACAAUUCUUCCGGCACAAUAUUUUAGAGAUCCUUAUAAUAUUGACAAAUACUUAGAGCACUCACAUUACUUGGCGGAUAUCAACAAUGAAAGGAAUGAAAAAAAUGCAUCCUAUAUUGAAAAUUUGGCAAGCUUGAAUAAGUUGAUCUUGGUAACUUUCACAAAGGAUACAACGGUGGUACCAAAAGAAAGUGCCAUGUUUUGUGAUACCGACCCAAUAUUGGAACAGACUAUACCCUUUGACAAGACAGAGCUUUAUGUCAAUGAUUACAUUGGGUUGAAAAAAUUACAUGGAAAAAAUGCAGUAGAGUUUUUGACAAUAGAAGACGGUCAUAUGUCUAUUAGCGAGGAAUUUAUUGUUGAUGUGGCUCUGAAAUAUUUUGGUGUUUGA